Molecule: messenger RNA, 2275 nt
Organism: Nasonia vitripennis (jewel wasp)
Lineage: Eukaryota; Metazoa; Arthropoda; Insecta; Hymenoptera; Pteromalidae
Product: sphingosine-1-phosphate phosphatase 2
Exons: 4
Coding region: 389-1666 (425 amino acids)
Biological process (GO): phospholipid dephosphorylation; sphingosine metabolic process
Cellular component (GO): endoplasmic reticulum membrane
Molecular function (GO): sphingosine-1-phosphate phosphatase activity
Source: RefSeq, a predicted model, not a curated record
GUCGGAGUACUUACGUGUACGCGUAGUAUUAGCGCAACUCUUAGCGUUAUACGCGACGUUAUACUACAAGUACUACGUGUAUACGCCGCCCAUUCAAAAGAAAAGGGACGAUAAUCAUCGUCUCCAAUUCAUCGUCCGAUGCCUUUGUUGAUGUGUCGGCGCGUCUUUCGCAGCAGACGAUAGUACACUUACACCUACUACAAUACAUGUUUGCUGCGCGUAUAAGUAUCUAUAGAUAUAGUCGAGAGUCGCGUGAGGAGUCGAGGUGUGGACAGGAUGAGGUUUUUUCAGUGGCGGCAACUCCAACUGUAGUGACUUUUCGAAGAGUCCGAUCUUCUUCGAUUAAAAAAGCAGCCCACGAUAACACUUCUCUCUGAACUCAUGGAAAAUGUGGUCGAAUUUCGUUCAAUACUGCAAGGAUCCGCACUUGGUCGCGAGAAUCCAGGAGUUCUUCGGUGUUGAGAUUCACUAUGACAGACAGAACAAAUCCAAAGAUGACUGCUCCAGUAGGAGUGAGAGGAAUGGCCUCAACAAGUCUAGUUUCCAGUCCAUUAAUGGCUGUACGCUUCAGGAGAACGAGGGCACAAUUAAGAAACGACACAACGAAGUAUUACAAUCAAGCGACGACGAUGCAUCGACUACUGCUAAGGAAGACAAGCCUUACACGAUAAAGAAUCACUUUUGGUACUACUUGUUUCUAUUUGGCACACAGCUGGGAGAUGAGGUAUUCUACUCAACCUUCAUUCCAUUCUGGUUUUGGAAUAUCGAUGGAGCUGUGGGACGGAGGAUCGUACUUGUUUGGGCUAUUAUUAUGACAAUUGGACAGGCUUUAAAAGAUAUUAUUUGCUGGCCUAGACCACAGUGCCCUCCCGUCGUGAGGUUGCAGAGCAAGUGGUCCUUGGAGUACGGGAUGCCAUCGACCCAUGCCAUGAUUGGAGUUUCAAUUCCGUUCAGUGUUGUUUUGUUUACAAUGAAUAGAUACAUUUAUUCCUUCCCUGCUGGAUGCGUUGCUGCAUUUUUAUGGUGUACAUUGAUUUGUGUAAGCAGAUUAUACUUAGGCAUGCAUACUGUGCUGGAUGUUAUUACUGGAUUAGUUUUAGCAAUUCUCAUGAUGAUUCCUUUAGUUCCAUUAGUAGAUGCAACGGAUUAUUAUUUUCUUACAAAUAGCUGGGCUCUCUCAGCACUAGUGGUUAUGAGUAUAGCAACGAUAAUUUAUUACCCUUGCAGUGAUAAAUGGACACCAACUAGAGGAGAUACGACUCUUGUUGUUUCGGUAACUGCUGGAGUUCACGUAGGUGCCUGGCUGAACUUUAAGACUGGAGCUCUCUCGAUGCCGCAAGUACCUCCUCCAUAUAAUAUUAUGUGGCCAUCAUAUCCAAUGUUUGGUAGAAUGGUUUUACGAACUAUUCUCGGUUUUUGUUGUGUACUAGGCACUAAAGCAAUCUGCAAAAGUCUUAGCUAUGCCACAAUAUGUGCCAUACUUCGAGUCAACUCAAAAGAGCUAAUGCAAAGUGAGAAUUCUUUAGAGAAUAAGAACAAGAUACUAGUCGAUUUGGUCUACAAAUACAUAUUUUGCUUCAUGAUAGGUUUUAAUACUGUUUAUCUACUGCCAAAUGUUUUUACAAUGAUAGGUAUAGAACGUCCUACUUUUUACACAGAAAUAUGAACAAAAUUUGUUAUUGAACCCCUUGUUUUUUUACUACUUACUAUAGCACUAUUAAAAUAAAACUUGAAAAUUGUUAAAUGAUAAGUGAUUAAGGAAAUAAAAAAAGUCAUGUUUACACAUCACAUUUUGUAUUUUUAAAUUAUAUGCAUUGGUUUUUUUAUUCAAAAUAUAUGUUACAAAACCUUAUAUUUUUACUUAUUUAUACAUUACGUAAAUUAGGUGAAAAACUGCGUUAAAAGCGGAGGCCUGCUUCACAGAUUUUUCUAUCACUUGUCGAUUAUGCGAAAAUAUUCUUAACACUAUUAAGAAAAAAAUAUCUUAAAGUCCAUCAAUUUUUUCUUAAUGGCAGUGUUAAUCGUAGUAUCUGAAACGCAAACAAUAUUUAUACAAUAAUGUGCAAUUAAUAAAUUUCUAUUGAAUCAAAAGAAACUUACAUGUAACUUGCUGUCGUAAUCUGCCGUAACUUUAGUAUUAUCAAUAGAAUAUGGCACAUAUGAAUCAAUCAUAGAAUCAGUUUUCUUAUUCUCAACAAUUAUACGAUUAUCUCCAACAUCCACUGUAAGAUCUGUAAUACUUGAUGAAGGUAAAUAAAAGAAACCAAUAACACUA